UGAGACUGUAGAAGAGACGAGCUAAUUGACCAAUGAGGACUACGGGGCGGGAUCCUUUACCGCGGCGGAGUCCAAGAUGGCGGCGUGCGGUUCCGCUGUGUGAAACGAGCGCGGGGCGGCGGGUUAAUCAUCUCCUCGGAGACGACCUCCGACGACCCGCAACAAUGAAGGGAAAAGAGCGCUCUCCAGUCAAGCCCAAACGCUCCCGUGGAGGUGAGGACUCGACUUCCCGCGGCGAGCGGAGCAAGAAGUUAGGGGGCUCUGGUGGCAGCAAUGGGAGUAGCAGCGGAAAGACCGACAGCGGCGGCGGGUCGCGGCGCAGCCUUCAUCUGGACAAGUCCAGCAGCCGAGGUGGCAGCCGCGAGUAUGACACUGGUGGGGGCAGCUCCAGUAGCCGCUUGCAUAGUUACAGCUCCCCAAGCACCAAAAAUUCCUCGGGCGGGGGCGAGUCGCGCAGCAGCUCCCGGGGUGGAGGCGGGGAGUCACGUUCCUCUGGGGCCGCCUCCUCAGCUCCUGGCGGCGGGGACGGCGGGGAAUACAAGACACUGAAGAUAAGCGAGUUGGGGUCCCAGCUGAGUGACGAAGCGGUGGAGGACGGACUGUUUCACGAGUUCAAACGUUUCGGUGAUGUAAGUGUCAAAAUCAGUCAUCUCUCGGGUUCUGGCAGCGGGGAUGAGCGAGUAGCCUUUGUGAACUUCCGGCGGCCAGAGGACGCGCGGGCGGCCAAGCAUGCCCGAGGCCGCCUAGUGCUCUAUGACCGGCCCCUGAAGAUAGAAGCUGUGUAUGUGAGCCGGCGCCGCAGCCGCUCCCCUUUAGACAAAGAUACUUAUCCUCCGUCAGCCAGUGUGGUCGGGGCCUCUGUAGGUGGACACCGGCACCCCCCUGGAGGAGGUGGAGGCCAGAGAUCGCUUUCCCCUGGUGGCGCAGCCUUGGGAUACAGAGACUACCGGUUGCAGCAGUUGGCUCUUGGCCGCCUGCCCCCUCCACCUCCGCCACCAUUGCCCCGUGAGCUGGAGAGAGAGCGAGACUACCCGUUCUAUGAGAGAGUGCGCCCAGCAUACAGUCUUGAGCCAAGGGUGGGAGCUGGAGCAGGUGCUGCUCCUUUCCGAGAAGUGGAUGAGAUCUCACCCGAGGAUGAUCAGCGAGCUAACCGGACGCUUUUCUUGGGCAACCUAGACAUCACUGUGACAGAGAGUGAUCUAAGAAGGGCUUUUGACCGCUUUGGAGUCAUCACCGAGGUAGACAUCAAGAGGCCUUCUCGGGGCCAGACCAGUACCUAUGGCUUUCUCAAAUUUGAGAACCUAGACAUGUCUCACCGGGCCAAACUAGCAAUGUCUGGCAAAAUUAUUAUUCGGAAUCCUAUCAAAAUUGGUUAUGGUAAAGCUACACCCACCACCCGCCUCUGGGUAGGUGGUCUGGGACCUUGGGUGCCUCUUGCUGCCCUGGCCCGAGAGUUUGACCGAUUUGGCACCAUUCGCACUAUAGACUACCGCAAAGGUGAUAGUUGGGCAUAUAUCCAAUAUGAAAGCCUCGAUGCGGCUCAUGCUGCCUGGACCCAUAUGCGUGGCUUCCCACUUGGUGGCCCAGAUCGUCGCCUUAGAGUAGACUUUGCAGAUACAGAACAUCGUUACCAGCAGCAAUAUCUGCAGCCUCUGCCCUUAACUCAUUAUGAGUUGGUGACAGAUGCUUUUGGACAUCGAGCACCUGACCCUUUGAGGGGUGCUCGGGAUAGGACACCACCCUUACUGUACAGAGAUCGUGACAGAGACCUUUAUCCUGACUCUGACUGGGUGCCACCCCCACCCCCAGUCCGUGAACGCAGCACUCGGACUGCAGCUACUGCUGUGCCUGCUUAUGAGCCACUGGAUAGCCUGGAUCGCAGGCGAGAUGGCUGGUCCUUGGACCGGGACAGAGGCGAGCGAGAUCUGCCCAGCAGCAGAGACCAGCCUAGGAAGCGAAGGCCGCCUGAGGAAAGUGGGGGCCGGCACCUGGAUAGGUCCCCUGAGAGUGACCGUCCCCGAAAACGUCACUGUGCUCCUUCUCCCGACCGCAGCCCAGAAUUGACCAGUAGCCGGGAUCGCUACAACAGUGACAAUGAUCGAUCUUCCCGUCUUAUCUUGGAAAGGCCCUCUCCAGUCAGAGACAGACGAGGUAGUCUGGAGAAGAGCCAGGGUGACAAGCGAGACCGUAAAAACUCUGCAUCAGCUGAACGGGAUAGGAAGCACCGGACAGCUGCUCCCACUGAGGGAAAAAGCCCUCUGAAAAAAGAAGACCGGUCUGAUGGGAGUGCACCCAGCACCAGCACUGUUUCCUCGAAGCUAAAGUCCCCUUCCCAGAAACAGGAUGGUGGGACAGCCCCCGCAGCUGCAGCCUCUCCCAAACUCUGUUUGGCCUGGCAGGGCAUGCUUCUUUUGAAGAACAGCAACUUUCCUUCCAACAUGCAUCUGUUGCAGGGUGACCUCCAAGUGGCUAGUAGUCUUCUUGUGGAGGGCUCAACUGGAGGCAAAGUAGCCCAGCUCAAGAUCACUCAGCGUCUUCGUUUGGACCAGCCCAAGUUGGAUGAAGUAACUCGACGCAUCAAAGUGGCAGGGCCCAAUGGUUAUGCCAUUCUUCUGGCUGUGCCUGGAAGUUCUGACAACAGGUCCUCCUCUUCUUCAGCCACGUCAGACACUGCCACCUCUACUCAGAGGCCACUUAGGAACCUUGUGUCCUAUUUAAAGCAAAAGCAGGCCGCUGGGGUGAUAAGCCUCCCUGUGGGGGGCAACAAAGACAAGGAAAACACCGGGGUCCUACAUGCUUUCCCACCCUGUGAGUUCUCCCAGCAGUUCCUGGAUUCCCCUGCCAAGGCACUGGCCAAAUCUGAAGAAGAUUACCUGGUCAUGAUCAUUGUCCGUGGGUUUGGUUUUGAGAUGGCAGUUAGGGGUGAGAGCAAGAAGAGAAGUGGAGCUGACCCUGUUAACAUUCUGGUUAUAAUGAUGUCCCUAAAGGGAUAAAAUGAUUUCAGGUAACCACAGCGAACUGUCUUGCUAAAUAAAAAGGUUUCUAUGUUUGAUUUAAACAGUUGAAAAGUAAAAGUCCUAAAAUGUUCUUGGCCGUUUAGCGAUUGUUCUUAAUGAGUUUUCUUAAAAGAACAGCUGCUGUCUUUGGUAACACAGAUGAAGGUGGAUUUUUAAAUGGCUUCGUAUCUUGACCCCUUUCUACAACGGAGUAGUUCUGGAUUGUUCCAUCUAAAUUAUGGAAUGAGACCAGAGAGGGUAAAAGUUUAAACUCCACCUUUUUUUAGUUUCAUUUUUUAAGUUAUAUUUAGAAUAUAUUGAUCAUAAAUUGAUUAUAAACUUACUUUUUUCUGAAUUUUUUUGACAUGUUUUACUCAGUUACAUGAGUAUAAAGGGUAUUUUCAGUCCUAUAAUCUUUGCUUAAUUGCAGUCCUUAAAAAAAUCCACCCUGUUGUUCUACUUGUUAUUUGUCUAUUCAUACAGUAAAUUCAUUCAAGGUAUGUGCCAGUGGGUAUUAUUGGUGCUUUUUGAAGUCAAGCUGGACUAUCCAGGAAGGUCUUGUUAAUGUUAUGUUCAUCUAUAAUGGCAUAGGGGAAAUAUAUAUAUUUUUAAUAUUGUAAACAUUUGUACUGAAUAACCUUUUUUUCCCCCCCGCAAGCAAAACUGGUGAACUGCGGAUUGAAGAUAUGGAAUUCAAAGCUCUAAUGGACCUUUUUGAAGAGAAGUUGUGGCUUAUGUGGAGUUUACAUGGGCCUCUUGAUGGAAGAAAGCUAAUCUGUUUAGUAUUUGUGCAUUUUACUAAAAUGGCAGCUUAAAGUUGUGUAUCUGCUAUUGUGAUGCCAAUGCCGGUGUUUUAAGUGGAAAAAAAAUGACCUCUUGCUUUGUGCUGUGUACACAAGAUUUCUGGAAAAGUAAAGAAAAACCCUUUUUAUGGCUCACACAGCUUAAAAGUAGCUGUCACUCAAACGUGCGCUCACAGUUGAGCUGCUUUUGUUUUAUUCUAAAUAAAUUGUUUCUUUUGAGG
Molecule: messenger RNA, 4020 nt
Organism: Odobenus rosmarus divergens (Pacific walrus)
Lineage: Eukaryota; Metazoa; Chordata; Mammalia; Carnivora; Odobenidae
Gene: RBM15
Product: RNA binding motif protein 15
Exons: 2
Coding region: 33-2993 (986 amino acids)
Biological process (GO): regulation of alternative mRNA splicing, via spliceosome
Cellular component (GO): nucleus
Molecular function (GO): mRNA binding
Source: RefSeq, a predicted model, not a curated record